Messenger RNA from Apodemus sylvaticus (European woodmouse), 3014 nucleotides. Its product is annotated as probable C-C chemokine receptor type 3. The transcript has 3 exons. NCBI's taxonomy places the organism in Eukaryota, Metazoa, Chordata, Mammalia, Rodentia, Muridae. Gene Ontology annotation, biological process: inflammatory response; chemotaxis; G protein-coupled receptor signaling pathway. Gene Ontology annotation, molecular function: C-C chemokine receptor activity. The record is from RefSeq and is a predicted model, not a curated record. Bases 177 to 1256 code for a protein of 359 amino acids. Gene Ontology annotation, cellular component: cytoplasm; membrane.
CAGUGCCAAAUGGGUGAGGAGCCUGCAAGAUAGUUGCUGAGCGUCAGCAGCGUCCAUCCAUAUAGAUAACUUAACAGAAGAGCAAAUAACAAAACGGAAGAGCUGUAACAACAGUGAAACCUAAGUUACUACUGGACUCAUAAAGGACUUAGCAAAAAUCACCAGAGACAAGUAGAAUGGCAUUCAACACAGAUGAAAUCAAGACUGUGGUUGAAAGCUUUGAGACCACGCCCUAUGAAUAUGAGUGGGCACCACCCUGUGAAAAAGUCAGCAUCAAAGAGCUGGGGUCAUGGCUCCUGCCUCCACUGUACUCCCUGGUGUUCAUCAUUGGCCUCCUGGGCAACAUGAUGGUUGUGCUGAUCCUCAUAAAGUACAGGAAGCUACAAAUUAUGACUAAUAUCUACCUGCUCAACUUGGCAAUUUCUGAUCUGCUCUUUCUCUUCACUGUCCCAUUCUGGAUUCACUAUGUUCUGUGGAAUGAGUGGGGUUUUGGCCACUACAUGUGCAAAAUGCUCUCUGGGUUUUAUUACCUGGCUUUGUACAGCGAGAUCUUUUUCAUCAUCCUGCUGACAAUUGACAGGUACCUGGCUAUCGUCCAUGCUGUGUUUGCCCUUCGAGCCCGAACUGUAACUUUUGCUAUUAUCACCAGCAGCAUCACCUGGGGCCUGGCAGGACUGGCAGCAUUGCCUGAAUUUAUCUUCCAUGAGUCCCAAGACAACUUUGGAGAGCUUUCCUGCAGUCCUCGUUACCCAGAGGGCAGAGAAGACAGCUGGAAGCGUUUCCAUGCUCUAAGAAUGAACAUCUUUGGUUUAGCUCUUCCUCUCGUCAUUAUGGUCAUCUGCUACUCAGGGAUCAUUAAAACUCUGCUGAGAUGCCCCAAUAAAAAGAAACACAAGGCCAUCCGGCUUAUUUUUGUUGUUAUGAUAGUCUUUUUUAUUUUUUGGACCCCGUACAACCUGGUUCUCCUUUUUUCUGCUUUUCACAGCACAUUUUUGGAGACCAGUUGUCAGCAGAGUAAACACCUGGACCUGGCCAUGCAGGUGACUGAGGUAAUUACCCACACCCACUGCUGUAUCAAUCCAGUAAUCUAUGCCUUUGUUGGUGAGAGGUUCCGGAAACACCUUCGGCUCUUUUUCCACAGAAAUGUGGCAAUCUACCUGGGAAAAUAUAUUCCAUUUCUUCCUGGUGAUAAAUUGGAAAGAACAAGUUCUGUCUCCCCAUCAACUGGGGAACAAGAAAUCUCUGUGGUGUUUUAGUUGGACAGAGAACACCGUCUCUCAUUCUAUGGACUGGAAAAUGCAGUAAACACAUUAAGUCCAUCACAAUGACCUCUACCUCAGUCAUUUGUACUUUCCAUCAAAUGCUGAUGUUCUCAAAGACCUGAAAACACACAUAAUAACUGCAGAAUAUCUUCAUGUACCCCAAAGGUCAUUACUAGAGGUCAUGUGCUGGCCAGUUGACAAUUCAUCAAACAUGGAAAGGACAGUUUCUCUUGAUUCUCUAAAGAGUUACAUAUGUUCAGAUUCACUUACAUGUCAAAUAACCCAUUCAGAACAAGUAAGAAGUUUAAAAAAUAUUUAAACUUCCACUUUAGCCAUUUUUGACAUCAGUUGAAAAAUAGGCUAGGGCCAUCUGUAUUGAGAAGUCCGGGUGUGGUGCUGUCAUUAAUUUUUCCUAGACUUGACUUCAUAAGUACCUGGAGGGUAUAUUGACACAUACACAAAUGACAUAUUCCCCUAUUAUAGGAGAAGAGUAUAAAUUUGGAGAUAGACAUCAAGAUUAAUAGAUAAAAUAAGAUUGGAAACCCCUUUUUACUUGCUUUCAUAUAACAAAUAGAGGAUGUCCAAAAAAGUCUAUGACAUCACACAGAAAGAAGCUGGCACUAUGUGACUAACAAUAAAUAAGAAUUCAUAUGAUAACAGUGCGUUUGGGUGUCUGUCUUUUCCCAGAUCAUUAACCUACUCCUAUCCUCAGGAAUAUCUUUUUAUCUAUCUUGAUAAACUGCCUAUACAUCUAUCAUUAUCUAUAUGUUCAUUAUUCUGGCACACAAGACCCUAGAAACCUCAGGAGGUGCUCUCUGUAUUCAAAUGUGCACUUAUAACACCACCACAGAGCUUAUGAUUCAUGUUUGAAGUGAGGCCUGAGCAUCAAAACAGGUUCCUAGGUGUUAGCCAUAAUACUUGUCCCAAGAUGACACUUUCAGAAUCAUUUUGUAACUGAUGUUUUCAGAGCCUCAACAAUUGAAACUGAGGAUUUUACAAGUGUUGUGGGAGGACUAUAUGGAUCCUUUAGAUGUUUAUGAUAAGAUUAUAGGCCAUUAUGGUCAGUUGAUAAGAUACAUCAAUAGUCUAUCUGAAACAUUACUAUUAAAAAACUUACAAUUCUAUCAGUCUGUCAGUUUUAUACAGUUGAGAUUUUCUUGAAUAUAUGUAUUUAGUACGCUGAACUAGAAGCUGUGAGAGACACAAAGAUGAAUGAGGAAAAAAGUGGAGUGGCUAUGGUUCAGGACUUUUUCUCUCAUUCCUUUUCUCCUGAUUCUUCUUGGGAAUGUAACUUCUUGGGAAUGUAACUUAAAAGCUUUUACUUAACUUGUGUUUGUAAUAUGGCCCUUUUCUUUUGGGUAUAACAUGGUCAUUUCAUGGUUAUUUUGAAGUAUUACCUUGGUCUAGCAACCGUGACAACUACUUAAGCAGAACAAUAAAGAGGUAAGUUAGUUAAUAGUGAUGCUAUUGGAACUACUGAUACUCCAUAGCAGAAGGAAAUAUAGGAUCAUAGUAUCCUCAUCUUGUAUUCCAACCAUUACUCUCUCUUGCUCCAACUUGUACAUAAUCUUGGGAGAUGAUAAAGUUAUAUAAGAUUGGAAGAGUUAUUUGAAAGUGUGACUCCAUGAUUGCAUUUUAAUUAGGUCAUUAUCCAUGAUGGGAAGAAAUUUUGUGAUGUGACAGCUGUUUGAGUAGCCCUUCAAUAAUGCUAUGUAAGUAGGCUCAAUAAACUCAUUGGUUUGCUAAGUUGAA